Molecule: messenger RNA, 989 nt
Organism: Tupaia belangeri chinensis (Chinese tree shrew)
Lineage: Eukaryota; Metazoa; Chordata; Mammalia; Scandentia; Tupaiidae
Product: dedicator of cytokinesis protein 3-like
Exons: 3
Coding region: 567-989 (140 amino acids)
Source: RefSeq, a predicted model, not a curated record
GUACACUGGGCCCACCAUCAAGUCGAGGCAGUCCGUGCAGCCCGCCCACUGCAUGCCUUGCUUUUCCCUGGGCCUGGGCAGCAGGAGAGGCCUGGCUCUCGACCUCACCAAGGAGCUCUGUGGGCUGCACGCUCUGUGUUCUCGGUGUCCUUAGCCUGUUCCACUCUCCUCUUCGUCUUCCGUUUUCUCUUCUCCUGGCAAGUUCCAGGGGCUGCAGACAUCCACUCCUCACUGCACUUUCUCAGCUUGUCUCAUCCUGAGUACUCUUCAGACUUCACCGUGCUCUGCCGAAGCAGCUUCAGCCCCUGGCCUCUCCUCUGUGGGCCACAGUGCCUGCUUGGCCAGUGUUUUCAGUCCCAGAGGCUAGCAUGCCACCCCCGUGUGCUGGGCACACAGUGCAUGCCUGGAGAAGCCCCAGGCCGUAGGAUGGGCUUCUCCCAGAGGUCGCUCAAGAAGUAACCCCCCUCCAUGCCGUCUGUUUCCACCCUUCAGCGGUGCCAGCAGCCCCCAGCAGCUGGAGCCUGGAUAGCGGAGCCCGAGAGGCCCAGCCCUUCCUGUCUGCCCACAUGGGGCGCGUCCUGGUCCCCCCAGUGCCUCCCCGAAGCCUGCUGCAUGGUCACUACUCCCUACACUUUGACGCCUUCCACCACCCUCUGGGUGAUACACCCCCUGCCCUCCCUGCCCGGACCCUGCGCAAGUCUCCGCUCCACCCCAUCCCAGCCUCCCCCACCAGCCCCCAGUCGGGCCUGGACGGCAGCAACUCCACACUGUCCGGCAGUGCCAGCAGCGGUGUGUCCUCCCUGAGUGAGAGUAACUUUGGGCACUCCUCCGAGGCCCCACCUCGCACCGACACCAUGGACUCCAUGCCCAGCCAGGCCUGGAGUGCCGACGAUGACCUUGAGCCGCCCUACCUCCCUGUCCACUACAGCCUCUCCGAGUCUGCCGUUCUGGAUGCCAUCAAGGCCCAGCCGUGCCGAAAGUUGGACUGA